CUAAAUCAAGAUAGUGUGUAAUAUGAAACUAUUUCCUUUAAAAUUGAACCAAUGCAGAACGGUUGACCCUGGAGUCAUAUCACCCUGAAGCUGGAAGAAGAUGCGCGCGGACCAUUCCAGAUAGAUCAAUGAUCUUACAUUAUGCCUUCACUACAUCAUGGCGCUAUUUUUAUUGGAGUAUUUUUAAUAGUCACCGGUGGUUCCACCGCUUUUCUAACUUCUAAUCAACAUCGACUGCAGGCGUUCAGCAUGUGCUGUGUGGUGCUCGGGGCGGUGAUGCUCAUUUUAGGACUUUUCUGGGCUAUGAACGGCAAGAGAACCCCGGUUCCUUAUAAUGAAGAGUACAGCCACGACUACAGUCAAGUCAUGUUCACCCCACCGGCCGGGAACCACAUCCCCGAAUCCCAGUCCGUCUUUCUGCACGGGACUGUGCAAAGGCGAUGUGUAUAUGGUGAUGAUUUGGACUACCCCCCCAUGGAGCCAGCCUGCUUCAGCCCUACCAGUCGGGGUCGGCCUCCUCACUGGGACAUGGAACCACCUCCGCCUUAUGAGGUGGCCAUCAAAACCACUAGGAGCUCCACACACCUGAGGCGUAGCUACUCAGACACACAGCUGCUCACUGAACCUCUGUUUGGACGCUCGCGGGAGAUCAGUUUCGAAGUGUGAUAUCUGUUCAUCCCUUGAGACCCGAACUGAGGAGCUGAAUACCCAGCCUAAAAUAUUCACAAACAAGUGUUGAUGAAGCUAUGAAACAGGCAUUAGCAAUCCACUGCUCACAGAGGGGGUGUUUUGGGCUUCUUGAGAUGGUUUUCAUCUUAACCAUGUUAACAGCCUUUUCGAAACCACAAUGCAUUUUAAAUAUAAGAUCUAUUCGUAAGCUAUUGUGGUUUAUCGCUUAUAAAACACAAUGUAAUGCAUUUUACAAGAGACGUGGCUUUAAUUUUAGGUAGGCUUACUGUCUCCCUCUCUUUCAGUAACUGAACUGAAUGUUUGAAGCACACCUUAAACUUAAAAAUUACCUUAAAAUUAGCUUCUACAUGGAUGCUUAUGCAGUAUGCUAGAGCCAGUGAACCACAAUACAUUAUCAUAUUAGUGUAUAUAUUAGUGCUGUCAACUCGAUUCAUUACGAUUAACAGCAUCUAACAUUAUAUAUUAGGGCUGUCAAAUGAUUAAUCGCAUCCAAAAUAAAAGUUUGAGUUUUAGCCUAAUAUAUG
Molecule: messenger RNA, 1214 nt
Organism: Pimephales promelas (fathead minnow)
Lineage: Eukaryota; Metazoa; Chordata; Actinopteri; Cypriniformes; Leuciscidae
Source: RefSeq, a predicted model, not a curated record